Aspergillus brunneoviolaceus CBS 621.78 is the source of this 813-nucleotide messenger RNA. RefSeq names its product GIG1 family protein. Lineage: Eukaryota; Fungi; Ascomycota; Eurotiomycetes; Eurotiales; Aspergillaceae. The transcript has 4 exons. Gene Ontology annotation, cellular component: cytoplasm. The record is from RefSeq and is a predicted model, not a curated record. Gene Ontology annotation, biological process: N-acetylglucosamine metabolic process. Bases 1 to 813 code for a protein of 270 amino acids.
AUGCCGACAGCAACAACGGCCUUCCCCCCGCGACAGAGACCGGGAUACCUGACCGAGAAAGGCCGCCCCCUAGCCACCGUGACCGACUCUCCCACACCAAUCAUCCAGAAGCACAACGUCCCCCAAGACGAAGCCCCAGAAAAAAAAGCACCCCUGCCCUACUGGCUCACCAACAUUCCGCGAUCCCAAUGGCCCCCCUCCUGCCCCAGCUACCUCCGCGACAUCUCCCAAAAGAACAUCGAGAUCCUCUCGACCCCGGACCAUCUCUACCAAAGACAAGGGUGGGACCUCGUCACAGAGCUCGUCCGCACGAACCGAAUCGACCGCUUCCAGCGCCUCCCCAGCGAUCUCCGCCGGUACCUGGAGUGCAAGGCGCGGAUCGUCGCCGAGUACGGGUCGAUCAUGCGCUUCGUCGUCAAGGAGCGAUUGCGGUGGGGGGAAGGCUUGCAGAGUGAUUUGCGCGCCAAGGGGAGGCCGUUUGAGUUCGAUGAGGACCUCCGCAUCCUAUACAACGACUGGCCAUACGGCCUGGAGCCGGAUAUCGUGCACCUGGUCGUGUGGACCAAGUUCCCGCUGGAGGACGAUCCGGUCGUGGAUGAUUUGACGCCGCGCGCGCGGCGCGAGAUCGACGGGUUCGUGCGGCGGACGUUCCAUGCGAGGAUGGCGCCGGAGCAGGUGAUCUGGUUCCGGAACUGGAGGUCGCUAAAGUCGGUCCAUGCCGUCGAGCAUUUCCAUGUCAUGUUGUAUCGGCCCCCGGCCGCGUUUUUGGAGGAGAUUACCCGCGGCGAUUUGCCGGCGCACGUGAUCGGGUAG